This is a messenger RNA of Penaeus chinensis, 603 nucleotides long. Its product is annotated as protein TRACHEARY ELEMENT DIFFERENTIATION-RELATED 7A-like. Lineage: Eukaryota; Metazoa; Arthropoda; Malacostraca; Decapoda; Penaeidae. The transcript has 2 exons. The record is from RefSeq and is a predicted model, not a curated record. The coding region runs from base 1 to 603 and encodes 200 amino acids.
AUGUCCUCGUCAGCGCAAGCAUUCCAACAACGUGAAAAUAUCCGACCGAGAAAAGAGCAAGACUACGAAACGGCUUCGGCGUUAGCGAGCCAGCGACACCGUGUUCCCUUCACUAAGACCAGCGCUUCACUAACUCUCUCUCCGUCCCUCCGCCCCGCCACUCCGCGCCUCGCCCUCUUGCUGGAAAGAAAGUGCUCAGUGACGCCGCUCGGCACUCUCGCUCGCCAGCCCGAAUGGCAUUUCCCACAGUCUACCCGCUCCCACACUAGCAUUCCCCACAUCCUGUCCCGCUCCCACACUGGCCGCCUCGCUCCCAGACCGGCAUCUUCCCAUAGCCAGCCCCCUCCCACACCCACAUUUCCCACAAACUGUCCCACACCCACCGUGGCACCUUCCCACAGCCCUGCUCCACAAGACCCCCACACGAGAUCCCCACACAAGACCCCCACACAUGACCCCCACACAAGACCCCCAUACAAGACCCCACGCACAAGACCCCGACACAAACUCCCCCCCACAGCUAGACGCCACGGUUCCCCAUCUAAGAUCGUUCUCAACCCCCCACCCACCCACAAAGCCAACCACGGUCCGCCUCUUCCUUAA